Molecule: messenger RNA, 1119 nt
Organism: Cryptotermes secundus
Lineage: Eukaryota; Metazoa; Arthropoda; Insecta; Blattodea; Kalotermitidae
Product: protein O-linked-mannose beta-1,2-N-acetylglucosaminyltransferase 1-like
Exons: 3
Coding region: 715-1119 (134 amino acids)
Biological process (GO): protein O-linked glycosylation via N-acetylgalactosamine
Cellular component (GO): Golgi membrane
Molecular function (GO): beta-1,3-galactosyl-O-glycosyl-glycoprotein beta-1,3-N-acetylglucosaminyltransferase activity
Source: RefSeq, a predicted model, not a curated record
UUGCAGCUGCGUUACGGUUGUCAGUUUCCUUGGUGUGCACUCGCCGUAAAAAGGUGAAAAAAGCGGCUAAGGCCGCUAAGGCGAAAAACGCCUUCCUAGGUGUGGGGGGGGGGAGCGAGGAGCACCCAAAAGGAGGUGAUAUGUUAGCAUACCUUCUUACCAUUUGUGCUCUCAGCUCUGUUACAGUUCGCAAUGUCCAGUGCAUUUGGAUGAAGAGGUGUGUGAUGUCAAAGAAAGGUUAUGACUCUCAAGGCACUGGUGAGAAACUUUCUCCAGAUAGAUAAUUUUCAACCUGAUCUUAUGUACUGCAGAUGCUCUUCCUACGUUUUUAGGGGGGAACCAGGUUUAAUAUCACUUCACUCAUAUCCCUUCCAAAGAAUAUGGGUGAAAUGUUACUGAACACAGUUAAAAUGGGGGGGUUAGAACCCCAGCAGUGCAAGAGAUCUGGUUGCAAAAUUAUUUAUUGUUAUUUUAGCGAAAAACGCCUUCAUAUGUGUGUGCGAGGGUGGGGGGAGCGAGGAUCAACCAAAAGGAGGUGAUAUGCUAGCAUACCUCGUUACCGUUUGUGCUCUUGGCUCUGGCGGACAUUUUUGCAUUUAGUUAGUGACGAAUGCGUAGAGAUGGCAGCAGCAUUGUACCAGGUGUCAUGGCUGCCAUUCCGUCCACCAAUAAGAAGAGAGUUGUACGGCGUUGAAACUGACCGUAAUAAUCGAAAUGAUAUUUUACUUCAGCCAGACUAAGAGACUGCUGGAGGAGGACGAGACACUUUACUGCAUCUCCGCCUGGAAUGACCAGGGUUAUGAGCACACCUGCAGUGAUCCAAGCUUGUUAUUCAGAGUGGAAACCAUGCCAGGGUUCAGAUGGAUCCUUAAAAGAGCUCUCUAUAAAGAUGAGCUGGAAUCCAAAUGGCCAACACCUGAGAAGAUGUGGGACUGGGAUAUGUGGAUGCGGCUACCUGAGGUUCAGAAAGGCAGAGAGUGUGUGAUUCCAGAUGUGUCACAGACGUACCAUUUCGGUGCUUCAGGUCUGAACAUGAAUUCCUACUUCCAAGACAUCUACUUCAAGAAACAUUCUUUCAAUACCUCGCCAUAUGUGAAGCUUAAACAUGUUGACAGGUGA